This is a messenger RNA of Erigeron canadensis, 605 nucleotides long. Its product is annotated as late embryogenesis abundant protein 18. The record is from RefSeq and is a predicted model, not a curated record. Gene Ontology annotation, biological process: embryo development ending in seed dormancy. Bases 42 to 446 code for a protein of 134 amino acids. NCBI's taxonomy places the organism in Eukaryota, Viridiplantae, Streptophyta, Magnoliopsida, Asterales, Asteraceae. The transcript is spliced from 2 exons.
UCACACACACAAGCUAGAGAAUAACAAAAUAAAAUAAUAGUAUGCAUUCAGUCAAAGAGAAAGUUAGCAAUGCAGCAAGUGCUGCCAAAGCCCAUGUUGAAUCUUACAAAGCCAAGAUGGAAGAAAAGGCAGAGAAAGCAACAGCAAGAACAGAGGAAGAAAAAGAGAUAGCACAUCAAAGGAGGAAAGCCAAGGAAGCCGAGGCCAAGAUGAACUUGCACGUUGAAAAAGCCGAACAUGCUGCUGAGAAGCUACAUGGGAAACAUCAUGUUCUUGGCCAUGAUGUUUAUGGUGGACAAACGACUGUUGGUGCGGGGACAACGGCGGUUCCUGGGACCGUGCAUCCCCACCAACAGCCUCUUGGAGCGGUGAACCCUGUUACCGGGACCACCGUUCCAACUUACCCUCUCGGAGGACACCUUCAUGGACCUGGGAAACACCUUUAGUUUAGUGUACUUUAGUUAUUUUAGUGUUUUGUGGUAUUGUGUAUGGUUUCCUGUUUUUAGGCAUGUGCUAUCAGAAUAAGCUAUUAUUGACUUCCUUUUUCUUCCUAACCACAUCAUCCUUUAUAUAUAACGAAAAUUUCAAUGAGAGUAAAUUAGAAA